Messenger RNA from Pseudoliparis swirei, 5010 nucleotides. RefSeq names its product inositol polyphosphate multikinase b (gene ipmkb). Gene Ontology annotation, molecular function: inositol-1,4,5-trisphosphate 3-kinase activity; inositol tetrakisphosphate kinase activity. Lineage: Eukaryota; Metazoa; Chordata; Actinopteri; Perciformes; Liparidae. The coding region runs from base 1072 to 2517 and encodes 481 amino acids. Gene Ontology annotation, biological process: inositol phosphate biosynthetic process. Gene Ontology annotation, cellular component: cytoplasm; nucleus. The record is from RefSeq and is a predicted model, not a curated record. The transcript has 6 exons.
CCGACCUGGAUAUCUACAGCUGGGGAGCAGUCUGCCUUUUAAUACCAUGGAUUUGAGUUCGACUAUGCACCGCGCGUGUGCUCAUCUUCAGCGGAUAGCCCUUCGCCCUGAGGGCGGGUGUACAGCGAGUGUGAUGUCCCUCUGGUCCGCUGGGUUGUGACGCGAGGAGGGGCUUGCUAAGCAGCCUGAUGGACAGUAUCGAUGACUUAGCAAUCAAAACCACAACUGAAUAUCCUCUGUAUGCAACUGUAUUGCCUCCAUUCGUCCUGCCCGCUUUCUUGUUUACUUCCUGAAACUGGAUAUCCCUCUCAAGUUUGUCGUAACAUCACCGUUUUUGAGAGACAACAGUAUUUGCAUCUCUGGAGCGAGGAAGUGGAGCUACGUCAAGCUAGCCGCACUCGAUCGAGAUAAGACCGGACGUUGGGUGACGUUGCCUUCGCAAUAAAGGUGCCUAACGUAUUUGUUUUUUACAUUAAAUAACGACGUUUGGGAUUAAACCGGCACGUAACGCGAAGAUGAAAACGACAGCGCGCUGCUGAACAGCGACAGAGACCUCCACCUUUACGUUCACGUGGUACUCGCGUCGCCAUUCGUUUUAUUUUGAAAACCGCGAGCGGCAGUCGUGCUCCCUCCUGCCGUUUUGACACUUAUAGGAAGUGGGAUGUGGCCAGGUUGUAUUUAUGCUUCUGUUUUAAGAUAUGAAAAUCAUUGAAUUGACGCUGCUUCGGGAGCCCUGUUUCACUAGCGGCCACAGCGGGGAUUACAACCGUGUCUCCGUCCGUCAGCGUGCCGGUUGUCGGCGGUCGAAGGCGGCGAACACGAGCGGAGCUGCGGUGCUGGUUUCGUCUGGACUGGACCACUUCCAUGAGGGCUUCUCCACCUCACGCCCUAACGAUCCGUGCGCGCGGCUGUGUUUUGUGCUUACGUAAUAACAGCAUGUGAAUCGAUAUCGAUUACUUUUUUUAUUUUAUAUUUUUUCUUGGACAAAGACGUAACGCACAAUAUAUAUACAUAUAUAUAUAUAUAUGUAUAUAUAUAUACAUAUUGCAACAAAAUACUAUUUUGUUGCAAAUGUCAACAACUCAGCGUCAAGUGAUGAUGGACUCGUCUCUGGCUCUCGGAAGACUGGAGCUGACCCCCGGGUCAGGCGCCGUCGGGGUCAGCCUCUCCCCGCGGCGGCUCUCCGGCGGCCACCCCGGGAAAGAGACGUGCGGUCAGCGGCCACCGGGGCCCCACGGCCAGGCUCACCUGAACGGCUGCGUCCCGCUGUCACACCAGGUGGCGGGGCACAAGUACGGAGUAGAUACAGUGGGCAUCCUGCAGCAUCCGGACGGGACGGUCCUGAAGCAGCUCCAGCCUCCGCCCCGAGGGCCCCGGGAGAUGCAGUUCUACAGCAUGGUGUAUGCAGAGGACUGCUGUGACCCAUGCCUUCUGCAGCUCCAGAAUCAUCUGCCCAAGUACUACGGCACCUGGUCCUCUCCGGACAGCCCCAAUGACCUGUACCUGAAGCUGGAGGACGUGACGCGGCGCUUCGCCCGGCCGUGCAUCAUGGACGUGAAGCUGGGCCAGCGCAGCUACGACCCGUUCGCCUCGCAGGAGAAGCGCGAGCAGCAGAUCCGGAAGUACCCGCUGAUGGAGGAGAUCGGCUUCCUGGUCCUCGGCAUGCGGGUGUACAAGAUGUGCAGCGACACGUUUGACUCGUACGACCAGCACUACGGGAGAGGGCUGGGCCCGGGCUCCAUCAAAGACGGCCUGGCUAACUUCUUCCACAACGGCGUGCGGCUGAGGAAGGACGCCGUGUCCUCGAGCAUCCACAGAGUCCAGUGCAUCCUCCGCUGGUUCGAGUCCCAGCAGCAGAUGGUGUUCUACGCCAGCUCCCUGCUCUUCGUCUACGAGGGGCUCCCCUACUCUUCCUCCUCCUCCUCCCUGUCGUCCCUCCUCAGCAGCCCGUCCGUCAGCCCCACCGGCGCGGACACCGCCACGCUGUCGUCGCCGGGCGGCGAGGGGAGAGCGCGGCUGGGCGAGGACGAGGAGGUGGCCGAGUACAACAACAACAACAUCCGGGUGGCGGCGCCCUGGGACUGCAGCCUGGCCAGCAUCUACACCAACCACAGGAAGGAGGGCCACCACCACCACCGCUGUGCCAGGGGCCGUCUCUGUGGCAACGGCGAUGCCGGCGGGACGCCGGCGAGCCCGGAGCUCUCGCCGCUGUGCGGCGAGGACAACUCGGCGUGGAAACGAACUGAAGCGCCGCCCAACGGCAACGGAAACAAAUCGCAACUGGAAGGAGAGGAGGAGGAGGAGGAGGAUGGAGGAGGGGUGAGGCGAGAGGAGGAGGAGGAGCUUCAAGGACGGGGGACAGAGGGGAGCGGAGAGGAGGAGGAGGAGGAGGAGGUGGAGGUCAGGAUGAUCGACUUUGCACAUGUUUUCCCCAACGAGAGCCACGACCACGGAUACAUCUACGGCCUCAAGCACCUGCUGACGGUGCUGGAGCAGAUCCUGUGUGACGCCGCCUAGAGCGCGACCUCCACCCGACCUCCUCCUGACCUCCACCCGACCUCCUCCUGACCUCCUGCUCAGUGAACAACAAAGUCUCCCAUUGCCAACUUCGCUCUCUCUCCUCAGAAGACACUUUCAAAGGAGAGGGGGAAGAAUCAAAAGAGUGAAUAUUAUAAACAGAGCCAUCGUCAUCAUCAUCUCACCUGUUUGUGACGAUCUGUCAGGCCUCUCUCUCUGUCUCUCUCUCUCUCUCUGUGUGUUUCCCUGUGAUCAGCAGCAUUUCGUGCCUCAUCGAGCCGUGAAGGCGACCCGCUGCUUCAACAGGACCUGCUGACGCUCUACAAUGUCACGUGACUCCCCCACUCAUAGAAAAUAGGCUGUAAUGAAAAAAAAGUAAAGCACACAUCUCAAGUUGGGUCUGUGGAGGCCAUAUGAAGAUAUAUGUGGCGAGCUGAUGGGAAUCCGUUCGUCUCGACCAGUUAUACGGAGCAGGUUUUAUAUAAUAUGAACAUUGAGGGAAAAAACGGUCCUCUACUUACACGAGUUAUGGAUCAAAUCUUUCAUCACAGUACAAGUGAUAUUAUUCUGACUGGAUAUGAUGGAAGAUUUGAGAAGUCUGCAUACCUUCUAGAACACAGCACUCCAAACAUUAUCCGUGUGUCCACAGUUGAUUGGAUUGCAGAUGACUAACGAGGCGGGGCUUCUGAUUGGUCUGUGCUCUCUGGGCCGAUGCGUCUGGAGAGGUUCUGUCAGUCGGGUCGUCAUUUAUUGUUUCUGUUCAAACGGCGUCUUCAGGUUUCUAACUCAGGUGAAUUUACUGUAAGAGAAAAUGCGUAAUACUACUACGACUACGAGUACUGCUACUACUAUUAGUACUAGGAGUCGUACCCUCAGCGAGACGAUGCUCACGCUGACUGGUUGUUCUAAACGAUUGUUUUAUAAAGUCUUAUCUCAUGAUUGUCCUUAUCUCAUCGUCGCUGACCUUCAUGUCCACCUCACAAUGACCUUCCACAUUGUGUAUAUGUGUGUAUAUAUUUAUAUAUAUAAUUUUUUUUUUUACCCAUGGCUGUUUUAUUGUUCAUGUGUUUGACUGCCAACCUCCCCCCCCCCCGCUCCGUUUUAAUAUUAUAUUGCUGACGUCAUACCGUGUGCCAGCAUUUUAUUCUGUUUUUUAUAAAACUACUAACAUCUAAAGGUAACAUUGCUCAUGGGGCAGUACCCUCACUCACGCAUCACCCAUGAGCUGCUCUCUGGGUUUAGGUUAUUACAGUGUAAUGACGUAGUUAUAACUGGGCAUGAACUGGGACGUCGGCCAUGGAGAGAUGAUUGUUUACCUCCUGUGGGGGGAGGGGGUGUGCGUCAUGUGAUGCAUGAAGUGCUGAUUGGUCGAUGGCGUGACGAGGGGUUAAAGAUUGUAGUGAAUAGAAACGUGCUGCUUUAAGUCGACUGAAUGGGCUCAUGUCACGGAGAGGUUCUUCAGCUCCAGAGCCGGGUCCCUUCUCCGGGUCCUGUUGCUCUUUUUCUUUCCAGUCAGACUCGUAGAUAUUAUUCUGAUGUUUCCAUCCCGUGUGUGUGUGUGUGUGUGUGUGUGUGUGUGUGUGUGUGUCCCCAGGGUUUAUUGAGACUGUAUUAAGACCAAAGCUUUCCACUGGCACCAGUGAGCUUCAUUUAGCGGUGGGCUAAUUUAAAAAAAAUAAUAUCUCCAGUGUUUCUCAUGCCUUCGUCAUCUCGUUUUCCCCAUCGAGCUUUAUUAAUAGCCAGCAUCAUAUCACGUCUCCUGGAGCCUUCAGACGCGGGGGGGAAUAACUCGGGAUGAGAUUUAUUUCCUCCAAAGUGCCGUUUCCAUUUCCUCCGACGAGCGUUCACCGUUCAGUCCAAACGAGUCGUGGGUUUGAACCAAUGAUAUGCACAGGUGUCAGUCCAUGUAGCUUAUAUGAAUAUAAUGAACAGUAUGAAAUUCACCAUCUUUUGUCAUCUAACUCCAUUAACUUGUGUUUUGAUUUUUAGAAUAUACAAUUUUCUCUUUUUUUUUUUUUUUUCUUCAGAAAACUCAUUUGUUUGAAAUAAUCAAUGUACAGUUAAGUUGUUUUAGUUUUUAAAGGAUGUUUACAGGAGUUGGAGAAUUGCAUUUUAUUCUUUUUUUAAAAAUCACUGCCUUUUCUGUUCUCUCAAUGUCCAUAAUUUGAAUAUUGAUCAUUCCGGCAGCUUUGUGACUCGCCUGUUGUGUCGUGGUCACCAACAAAAUAACCACACCAUGCAUUUGUAUCCUGGGCAUUGUUGACAAAGGGACUCACAGGGCAAAGGUCGGCUGUCACUGAGGCCGGGGUUCGAUUCUUUUUGUACUCCUUUACGCUGCAGCAGUCGGGGUGCGCAGGGUGCUCAUUACGUGUUCCCAGGCCACAUCCUGUCUGCCUUUUUCUGUUUUACAGGCUUCUUUAAAUGCAAACCAAUUAGGAACAAGGGUGUGUGAUUGUGUGUGUGUGAGAGCGUUCUAAUAUCAAUUCAGUCAUA